Messenger RNA from Sabethes cyaneus, 501 nucleotides. RefSeq names its product DNA-directed RNA polymerase I subunit RPA12 (gene RpI12). The transcript has 3 exons. The coding region runs from base 86 to 442 and encodes 118 amino acids. Gene Ontology annotation, biological process: DNA-templated transcription; termination of RNA polymerase I transcription. Gene Ontology annotation, molecular function: DNA-directed RNA polymerase activity; nucleic acid binding; zinc ion binding. NCBI's taxonomy places the organism in Eukaryota, Metazoa, Arthropoda, Insecta, Diptera, Culicidae. Gene Ontology annotation, cellular component: RNA polymerase I complex. The record is from RefSeq and is a predicted model, not a curated record.
CAAAGUUUCACCGCUGAAUAAAAUCGAAAUUAUUUCAAUCAGUCUUGCUCUGGACAUAAUUUAAAAAAAUUAUUUAUAGUUCGAAAUGGAAGGAUCAUAUACGCCUGGCUUUUGUCCAGAAUGUGGAUCAAUAUUACCACUGCUACGGAUGACUGGAAACGUGACUUGCUACAGCUGUCACAAAAGCUAUAACGAAGCAGUGUUUGGUUCCAUGAAUAUGGAAUAUACCAUCCGUUUUAACUCUUACGAAAAUAAAAAGUCAAGCAAACAGGAUACAGCCGCCGACGAAGACGCGGACGGUCCGAUUGUGUCUCGGCGAUGUCCCAAUUGUGCUAACGGCCAGAUGUCCUAUGCGACGUUGCAACUGCGCUCGGCCGAUGAGGGGCAGACAGUUUUCUUCACGUGUACCAAAUGCAAAUUUAAGGAAUCCGAGAACUCCUAAUGUGCUGGCAUGUUUUUUGCGUGAUAUGUUUAUUUUUUAUAUAUUAAAAAAUAUAUGGC